CUGGUUCUGGCGCGCGCCCGGGGCGGCGGCGCGCGGCGGGGGUCUGUAGGGCUUCGCGCCGGCCGGAGUGGACGCCGCCGCGGCCGCCAUGCAUCUAACAGUGAAGGCGCUCCAGGGCCGCGAGUGCAACCUGCAGGUGUCGGAGGACGAGCUGGUGUCCACGCUGAAACAUCUGGUCUCCGAGAGGCUGAACGUCCCCGUCCGCCAGCAGCGGCUGCUGUUCAAGGGCAAGGCCCUGGCAGAUGGGAAAAGACUCUCCGAUUACAGCAUUGGGCCCAAUUCCAAGCUCAACCUAGUGGUCAAACCUCUGGAGAAGGUGUUACUGGAAGAAAGCAGCGCGCGGACAGUGGCCGAGGCCCCGCCCCCACCCCCGGCCACCUGGCCUCUAAUCUCCAAAGUCCUGGCCCGUCACUUCAGCGCCGCAGAUGCCAGCAGAGUCCUGGACCAACUCCAGAGGGAUUAUGAGAGGUCCCUGAGCCGCCUGACGCUGGAUGACAUCGAACGCUUGGCUGGCCGCUUCCUGCACCCUGAAGUGACUGAAGCUAUGGAGAAGGGGUUCUCCAAGUAGGAUUCUCGGAGUGUGGGGAGGAGCCGGGCCAGGCCACAAGCUGCAUGUAGCAUUAAAUGUGUUCUCAUGUUGCAAUUCGGCUCAUAAUACUAGCUGGCGGGUACGCGGGUACCUGUAUCCGGCUCUUGACCUGGGUUUGCUCCCACGUUUGGCGCUAGUGCUGAAGUGGGAGAGCCACAAUCUGAGUCCAGCCAGCUUCUAGAAGUGCCUCAGGGUGAGAGGGUUGUUUAGGAGGGUUCUGAGGGGUGGGCUUUGGCAUUCCGUGUUCAGCCCACUGAGGAUGAACCCUCGAGCAAUACCUUUCCAGGCCUGAAAGGGGAAGCAGCUGGCCCCUGCUGCCCAGUCCUGUCACCUCGCCUCUGGCAGGUCUGACAUUGGCAGGUCAAGUGACAGCCAGCCUUGGGCCCCCUCAAGCUGCUGCCACCAGUGUGCACUCGAUGAAGGGAAAGCGUGUUGGGGGGUCUGGGACGUCACCCAGCUCUGGAGUGUUACCUU
This is a messenger RNA of Aethalodelphis obliquidens (Pacific white-sided dolphin), 1063 nucleotides long. It is a transcript of the gene UBL4A, whose product is annotated as ubiquitin like 4A. The record is from RefSeq and is a predicted model, not a curated record. Gene Ontology annotation, molecular function: protein-folding chaperone binding. Gene Ontology annotation, cellular component: BAT3 complex. NCBI's taxonomy places the organism in Eukaryota, Metazoa, Chordata, Mammalia, Artiodactyla, Delphinidae. Gene Ontology annotation, biological process: tail-anchored membrane protein insertion into ER membrane; post-translational protein targeting to endoplasmic reticulum membrane. The transcript has 4 exons. Bases 89 to 568 code for a protein of 159 amino acids.